AAACCAAAGACCAAGAAUAAAGCAAAGAGAGAAUUUUACAAUAAGAUUCUUGCUUUCAACACCACAGAAAAAAGUGGGAAAACAAGGACAUCACAACUUAUUAGCUCAACUUGGAAGACCAAAGAAAAAGAAUUAAUUCCUUCUCUUUUUUCUUUAUUUCAAUUUUCUUUUUGUCAAUUUAUAUCUUGAAAAGGCAACCAUGGCAGAAGAAUUUCAGAUAGGAAGUGGAAACGGGUGGGAAUCUUCUUCAUCAACAACUAGGAAUAGGUUUUUUGAUAGUGGAAUAAUAUCAUUAUCAUCAUCUACUACUACUCCUUCUACAUCCACCGCACUAAGUAGCAAUAUGGCAAGCAACUUUGGUAAUUGGCCGACAAAUAUUGUGGACAUCAAGAAUAGGUCUUCCUUGGAUUCUGAGUCGGUAUCUGAAGACGUAAGGCGAGACGUUUCAUCUGAUCCCAACUUACAAAUGAUGGGCGUAGGCCUUAAUCGCAACCAAACUUUAUUCAAGGGUACUACAAAUCAUCAACAAGAAGCAUCAUCUGAACAUCAAGAUCAUCAUUGGAGACAAACAAUAUAUUCUGGGAAUUCUGAGGAUUCUUCUGUUAAUGAUUAUAAUAAGGGCUUAUCUUUACAUCAUCAAUCAUUAUAUAGUUCAAAUCUUGAAAACGCCGCUUAUGGAAGUAGUCCUUCAAAUAUGAUGAAAGGAGUUUAUCCUCCCUAUAAUCAAUCAAAUUAUCAUCAGUUUCUCCGAUCAUCCCCUCCGAAUCAGCAGCCGCAGUUGCAUUUCUCGAAUAAUACUCCACUCUGGAAUGGCACUGCAGCUGCUAUGAACGAUGUCCGCUCAAGUUUUUUCCCUUCUUUACCUACACAACUUCCUAACCAAACGGCUGAUAAAAAACCAAAGGUUACAAUAGAAGUUAGGGGUGCAAAUAGUAUAGCAAAGAAAACUACAAGUGAUGCUUCAAGUAAAAGAUCGCGGAACGAAACGCCAUCUCCUGUGCCAGCUUUUAAGGUGAGGAAAGAGAAGAUGGGAGACAGAAUCACUGCACUUCAACAGUUAGUCUCACCUUUUGGAAAGACUGAUACAGCUUCUGUACUCUCUGAAGUAAUCGAGUAUAUAAAAUUCCUCCACGAGCAAGUUACUAUGCUAAGCAACCCAUACAUAAAAAAUGGAGCUUCAAUGCAGCAUCCACAGAAUUUUGAUAAAUCCAACGAUACAAAGCAAGAUCUUAGAAGCCGAGGACUAUGUUUGGUACCAGUUUCUAGCACGUUUCCUGUAACUAAUGAAACAACAAUAGAUUUUUGGACUCCUAAUUCAUUUGGAGGAACAUUCAGAUAAUCAAAUCACAAGGGCCCAAGAAGAAGGCAUGCAUGCAACAUCAUAUAGUCAUCAGUUAUACUGAUAAUGUAAAAAUCUUUUACGCUAAUAAUUUAUAUUUCCUCCAUUUCAAUUUAUGUGAACUUUUUUA
Molecule: messenger RNA, 1469 nt
Organism: Lycium ferocissimum
Lineage: Eukaryota; Viridiplantae; Streptophyta; Magnoliopsida; Solanales; Solanaceae
Product: transcription factor bHLH123-like
Exons: 7
Coding region: 200-1339 (379 amino acids)
Biological process (GO): regulation of transcription by RNA polymerase II
Cellular component (GO): nucleus
Molecular function (GO): protein dimerization activity; RNA polymerase II cis-regulatory region sequence-specific DNA binding; DNA-binding transcription factor activity, RNA polymerase II-specific
Source: RefSeq, a predicted model, not a curated record